This is a messenger RNA of Argiope bruennichi, 2802 nucleotides long. It is a transcript of the gene qtc, whose product is annotated as protein quick-to-court-like. The transcript has 6 exons. The record is from RefSeq and is a predicted model, not a curated record. NCBI's taxonomy places the organism in Eukaryota, Metazoa, Arthropoda, Arachnida, Araneae, Araneidae. Bases 30 to 1643 code for a protein of 537 amino acids.
CGGUCACCAUAAGUAUAGAAGAAUUGGUGAUGGCGGAUCCUGAGGACACGAAUGGAAGCAUCAACACGUCUACGCUACCACGUAGCGCCAAACGAUGUCGUAUACCACGACUGAAUCGUUCGACGUCGAUGCGAGGGAAAAACGACCGCGUGGACAGUCUGAAAUCCGAAGGCCGUCCAAAAUCUAUGACCCUCUCCUCCCAGAGGGACUACCCGUGGCAGCUGGAAAGCAGGUAUGGUGACCUGGGGUCCAUGAACUCCAUGCCCUUUUCCGUAGACGACGACAGCUCGGUGAAGAGUUUCGGCAGCUUCAUGAGCUACAAUUCUUACGCUAGUCAAAGCCAGUGCACCGAGGCUUCCAUGUCACGGCCAAUGAGCCGAUCCUACUACGGCAAGAAGUACGUCCUGCACUGUGAUCGACACCUGGUGAAGCAGGAAGAAUAUCUGACCCCCACCCAGAGAAAGGACAAAGAGAUCAGGCAGCUGAAGUCGGCCCUCAUGAAGCAGACCAAGAAUUGCGAAGAGAAGAAUCAGGAGAUCGAAAGAUUAAAGGACGAUCUGCAACGCCUGCAGGACGCAAUAGCCGCGCUUCAACUUGGAAAGCAUAGCCUUAUGAAUUCCUCCCAGGAAAGUGAUAACCUAGACAGCUUAAAUGUGAAAAAUUCCUCUGAAAUUAGCUUCGAGAGCAACGAAUCCGAUAGAAGUGACAUACAGACUGUUACUAUGAACCAUGACGAUAGUGGAGUAUCAAAUGUCAUGUCAAUGAGUCCAAGAAACAGCUCUGAAUUCGACGACCUAGAUGGCCAACACACUAAAGUUCAAACAGCCGAUAAAGCAGUGCUAACUGACAUGUCAUUUUCAGACUUUACCCCCAAGAGCAGGUCCGAUUCCAACGAAUCCGAAUACUCUCUUCGUGGUUUCAACGACCGGUCUUUUGUAGAUACUCCUAAUACAUCAAGCACACAAGAGGAAAAAAUUAUCUCCAUAGUAACGCCUAAAAUAUGCCAAGAAUUAGAGAAAUUUUUCACUUCCUAUAAGGAAGAGUUGAGCCAACUGAGAGCACAGCAUAAAGAACAUUACCAGGAUUUGAAAGAAGGAUUUAAUGGAAGAGUGGACGAUUUGUUGCAAAAAUUGUCUGAAGCUAAUACUAGGUAUUUGGAAUUGCGCCCGCUUUUUGACAAAGCCCAAGAAAAAAUACAGAGUAUCGAGAGUCAACUAAUUGAAGUGCGCAAGGAUAUUGAGACCCAGGAAGAUUACCACAACCAAAUGUACCUCAAGAUGUACAGGAAAGGACAGGAAACGGCUAGGUUAGAGCAAGCUGAUGAAGCUUUGGAUUUCUCACCCCACUUGUCCAAACGUGUUUCCGUUCCAGACCUUUUAAGGCAACUUCAUCAGCUUGAGAUGGAACUCGAUCAGACUAAGCAGUUGUACCGGGAGGCUGCUCGAGGAAUGGGGGACCGACAGGCAGAGUACACUCUGCGUUUCCUCAAGGAUGCUGUCUUUUACUUUCUCACCAAAAAAGACAAAGAGCAUCUGAAGGCCAUCCAAAGCAUUUUGGGAUUUACGGACACAGAACGGAUGGCUGUCGCAAAAGCGAUGAAACACAGGAGGCUAUUCUGUUCACCUUUUAAGCUUAAAAAAUGACAUGUCGAGACUUCCAUUUCCGAAGAAGGCAGAAGUAACAAGGCUGGAUAUGUAUUUUCUGUACCGAAAUGGGCACAGCUACUACAAAAUGCAUAUCUAAAACUUGUGAAAGGUUCAACUGCAAAUCUUUUUUUUUUAAUUAGAAAGCAUUCUUGCUUUCAUGAGUAUUGAAAAUUUAUUUCAAUCCAUCCAAUUUGUGUAUAUAAUUUGAGGGUCUUGAACUUUAUAUGAUAUAUUCAAAAAAUUAUACAUGAUCAAAUUUUACAAUUUUAUCAGUUUUUAAACUUCUGAAAUAUUCAAAAUCCAUUAUCAAAUAAUUAAAGUAAAUAAUGUCAUAAAAUAAAAAAUAGCAACUUUGACUAUAGUUAUAUACCAUUACAAGAGAUAAUAAAUUAUUAGGAUGUAAUUCUAUUCAAUUUAGACUAGUACACUGCAUUCUAGGUUCGCUUAGCUGUGAGAAUUUUAAGUCUUCAAAACAAAUAUAUAUAUUUACAUUGUUAUCCAUAAAGUAAUGUUUAAGAAAUUGUUGUGAAGUAUUUGAUGAUGCCUUAAGAAAUAGAAGGAAACUAUUUUCCAUAAAGAGAAUAAGAAUUGUUAUUGGAUUAGAGAUUUAUAUUUCAUACAUAUAUCCAUGUUCAUAUUAAGGACAGUUAAUUCGUCCAAUCAAUAUUUAUAGGGCAGUAUUAUAAAAUGAAAUUUUGGAGAAAGAGCAUUUAUACAGUAUUUGUGUUCUAUUAUCUCUGUCCAUAUUUUGUGAUAUUUUCAUUUUUAGUUAUAGUAUUAUGUGCAUACUUAUGAUAUAAGAUUAUUCUAAACAUAACAGCACAUUCCAUUUUUUUUAGCUAUUCUUAAUUUUAUGUCCAUCUUAUGUUUGGAUCAAUUGCAUUAAACAAGGACAUGAACAUUGUUUUAUUUAUUUUGAUUUCAAUUAUUGAACAAAUGCUUGGAAUUUAAUAUUAUUUACUUGCAUCUUUUUUUGUGUUUUCUGUUUUCAGUAUUAUUUUGUUAAUCUCUAUAAUAUUUAGUUGUUAUUUUCACAUACUUUCAGUGAAAACUUGUGUUCCCAAAAGAAAUCAUACCAAACUUUAAGAAACUAUAUUUCUUUCAAAGACUGAACUAGUAUUAUUUCAGAAGAAUAAAGUAACUGAAAACCUGAAAA